Molecule: messenger RNA, 3093 nt
Organism: Exophiala bonariae
Lineage: Eukaryota; Fungi; Ascomycota; Eurotiomycetes; Chaetothyriales; Herpotrichiellaceae
Exons: 1
Coding region: 1-3093 (1030 amino acids)
Biological process (GO): positive regulation of DNA-templated transcription; mRNA export from nucleus; protein import into nucleus
Cellular component (GO): nuclear pore outer ring
Molecular function (GO): structural constituent of nuclear pore
Source: RefSeq, a predicted model, not a curated record
AUGAGUCGCUUCACUGCCGAUUACUCCUCCAGCAUCAACUCUACUCCCGGCAGAGAUCCUCCUUCGCAACAGCGCAACAAUCAAUUCUUCUCUUCCAAUCCUUCCCAGUACCCCAGUACCACGCCUAUCGCUCCUCCACCUUCACAGAUCUUCGGCAGUUCAGGUCUCGGGACCGGUGUCUCCAAGCUGCAGUUCUCCCAACCCUCCAAAUCCAGUCGUUCUGGUCAACCAACUAGUCGACCUUUCCACACUUCCUUCGGUACCUCCCAAGCUUCAGAAUACACUGAACAAGAUGACGAGGAAUAUUCUGACGGACUCAUGGAAGAAGAUGAGGAAGACCAGAAUCACCAGACUAGGCCAAACCCGCCCGCUUUCCAGUCUGUGAAUAACCCAUCCAUGCGCUCUCUUAUGAAGUUCAGCACAAACAGCAGUAAACAAUCUAGGAAUGGGCCUCAUCGACGCUCACUUCGGGUCUCCAGACUAUCUGCGCUCCCACAAAAGGGCGAUGAGUCUAUAGUCAUCAAUCUCGCGCGAGAUCUGGGUUCACGGUCGGCACCAGCACCUCUAACCGAGCCCGACGAGGCCAUCAUGCAGACUGAAAAUGUAUUACGAUCGCUCGAAGAUCAGCUUCAGUACUUGAAGAACAGCAAUGAUGUUCAGGAGAUUGUCGCUGCCGCAUCCCGUCAUCUGCUCGCCCAAUGGCAGCGUUUCGCGGCGGCCGAACGACCUACUUUCGAAACUCCUGAUGUCGGCCCUCCCACAACCGCCUCUCUCAUGUCAAAGGCCAACUAUUUGGUAUCUCUGCUUCUGAUUCUCCGACAUCCACCACGAUCAGCGGAUGGUGACUUGACUCCAACACCCAAGAUCCUGCUAGACUGGUUAGAUCACUACCAUGUCUCCUACGAUGAACUAUUUCACAGUGUUGCUUCACACGACUCAAACUGCACCGCGAGUCCUAUCUUCUGGGGCGCAAUACAAAGUUUUAUCUUGCGAGGAAAACUACAAUUUGUCAUGCAAUUGUUUGCAGACGCCGAUUUCAAAUACGCCGCAUCUGCAGUUGAUGAUGGAAGUGAGACACCAGGGUACAAAGGCGCACAAUUGCAAUCUAUUCAGAGUGUCAUCUAUCGAACGCGCGUCCUAUUAAACUCCUGCCCAGCCAUUCAGAAUGGUGACUGGAAUGUCGCUGGGGUGGAAUGGGAUCUAUUCCGUACCCAGGUCGAGGCUGAGCUCGAGGCUCUAGAUGAUCUUGCGGCCAACCACGAUGAUGACGAUGACGACGCCUCUUUUGAAGCUGAGAGCUUUGGUAUCCGAAAACCUGGCAAUAAUCUCCUGACCAAGCUUGGUCGUCAGUCAACUUCCACCAUUCCGUGGUCCAUCUUCACAGGGUUGAAGAUUGUUUAUAACAUCUUACUUGGCAGUGCCGAGGAAAUUGUUGCCCAGUCUCAAGACUGGCUCGAGGCGGUGACGUCGCUGACAAUUUGGUGGGACGGAAAUGCAGAGGCGGCGGUAGCCCAAUGGAGUUUCGAUGUCAGUCGCGCCAACAACCUGGCUGAUGAUGAGGAAGAUAACGACAUCAAUCCAUACUUGAAUCGACUGAGAGGGGCUUUUCUAUCCGUCACCUCCCCAGAUAUCAAGAAUAGCUCCCUUAGGAUGAACACAAUGUCUCCAGUGGAAGUUGGUCUCGGGAGCAUCCUACAGGGUAACGUAACUGGAGCUCUGAUCAUACUGCGGACACUAUCUCAAUGUAUUGCGGCUUCAGUGGCUGAAAUUGGGGCGCAGGCCGGUUGGCUGGAGCACGAGAGUCAAGUUCGACCUGCAGGAUUGAAUGAGGAUGAUCUAAUGGUCCUGAGCUAUGGUGCACCAAAACAUGGUGUUAGCAAGGAUGACCUUAUGUUGGGAUAUGCCGAGGCCUUGUUUGACAAGCCCGAGCUAGCUGUUCACGAGGAGGUACCUGUGGAGGGGUGGGAAGUCGCCCUCUCGGUGGUGAGCAGACUUGAUGAUAGAGAGGCAAUGCACAACGCCGUCAGCAACUUCAUCGAUAAUCUCGAUGUCGUUUCCCAGGAUCGUGCGGAGAAACUUGCAGAGCUAUGCUCAGGGUUAGGCCUUAAGGAGGAAGCCCGAAAAGUAUCCGAUCGAUUUGGCGACUACCUCGUCAACAACACCACGGAAUAUGGUACCGCCUUGCUGUGCUAUGCCAGAAGUCAUUCAUCCAACAAGGUUCGCCAACUCAUCGAUUUGCUCAUUAGCUAUUCAUUGGUCCAAUCACGAGCAUACCCUCCAGACGAUGAAAUCGACGAUGGACUUCAAAGUUUGGUGGAAAAUCCACGCACGGCGCUUGCAGAUAUUGCAGAAUUCGAUGGUGAUGCGGCCGAAAUAUUACAGUUCUACCUCGUCGGCUACGCCUGUCUCCGACGAUUCUACUCACUGCGAGACGAGGGAACAGGGCCGCAGAAAUCGACGAAUUCAUCCGGGCUCAGACCUCUGGCACGUCGAAGAGCAGCCUCCAAAGCUCUCGUAACAGCCAUCAAUAGCGCCGCAGACAGUAUCUACGGAGGUCUCUACGAUCCCGAACGCCAAUCCGCCAUCCAAGUCGAUGGACUGCUCACGCUUCUGGGCGAAGCCACCGCUCUCCUCUCCACGAGCAGCACCAAUACCUAUAGCAACUCACCCGCCUUCACCGCCCCACAGAUCUACGAACUCCUCGCCGCCAUCGAGGAUCUCUCGACGGUCUCGUCGCGCGUCUACGACGCCACGGAAGAGUGCCUACAGGCCGCACUCCGCAACUUCCACGGCUCGCAGCCACCCAGCCCGCACGCGAUGCUCAAGAAAAGCAUGUCGUCGGGCACGGCCGGCACGAACUCGAACUUCAGCUUCAGCAUGAUGGGCAGCGAGAUGAUCAACACGAGCGCGAGCUCGAGCGGCGUGUUGGUUGGGAAGCCUGGUGGUAAAGCAAGUGGAACCACGGAUGGACAUACAAGGGGCUGGGACUGGCGCGCGAACUUCAAGGACAAAGGGAGCGAUGGGCGCGAUGUGGUCAGGGCGCUGCGGGUCGGCCUGGCCGCCGAGCUGAGUCUCGCGGAGCUGGAUGAAUGA